This is a messenger RNA of Arctia plantaginis, 735 nucleotides long. Lineage: Eukaryota; Metazoa; Arthropoda; Insecta; Lepidoptera; Erebidae. The record is from the annotation of a GenBank genome assembly.
AUGCCAGACGCAUACAGCCGCGCUGAGAUAUUAAAGCAGAUGGUGCGUGAUGAGAUAAGGCAGGAUCAAGAAGCUUUCCUCCAAGAGAUGGGGGUACCGGAGAUAAAGGAUCAGUCAGCGGAGUUAAACUUUAACUACGAUAUUGUAACAGAAGUGAAUAAGAAUGAUCGUAUAACUCCUAUAAUGCACGAUGAACCUAAGAUUGAAAAGACAAAGCUUGAACAUACUGUGUCUACCUCGACUACGAUAAAAGCAACUUCCAGAAAAAACGUUGAGGAAUUUAAUUUGAAACCUUUAAGGACGAAUAUCAAGAAGAAAAAGAAGAAUCUCUUGCGAGCGAGGAAGCCGGCAGAGAUCUUCUAUCGCAGAGAACUGGAUCACAGCCUCAACUAUCCCAUCCAUGAAGUUCAUUGCUUGGACCUUCUUUCACCCUAUCUGAUGGGAGAAAAGGGAAAUGGAACAUUUAAAGUUAUAAAAUCAACCGAUCGAACUGUUUUAAGAGUUCUACAGUUGAUAUCCGAAGACACAUCGACCAUCACAAAAGACGAGAUCUACUCAAUUCUGUACCAGAUUAGUACCAUCAAUAUAAGAUUGUACCAAUGGGACGACCGAGCUAUGAGACUUUUAUUUAACCAAAUCAUACAAGGCUCAACUAGAACAUCUUCAGGUACAAGAUACCCAAAGCUGACGACUCCGAAAAAAAUUUGUCCACCAUCAGAAGACGAUUGUGAUUAA